AUGAUUUUUGUUUUUCCAGGUCAAGGUUCUCAAUAUGUAGGAAUGGGAAAAAGCCUAUAUAAUGAAUUUUCUGUUGCUAAGCAGGUGUUUGAUGAAGUUGAUAGUGUAUUGAAUAGAAAAUUAUCUAACAUAAUUUUCAAUGGCCCUAUUGAAGAAUUAACUAUUACAGAAAAUGCUCAACCAGCCAUAAUGGUGGUGUCAAUAGCAAUACUACGUGUUACUGAGUAUAUACUUG
This is a messenger RNA of Cinara cedri, 235 nucleotides long. Lineage: Eukaryota; Metazoa; Arthropoda; Insecta; Hemiptera; Aphididae. The record is from the annotation of a GenBank genome assembly.